AGCCCGCCAAGCUCGCAGGGAAUCUUCCUGGUGGCCGUGCUUAUACGAGGGAGGGGUUUGCUGUCACCGCAUGGCGGAGGCCUGCUGAGCCCAAACUGUCACCCAGGACUGCGGCCCCCUCCCCCUACCGGCGGGAAACAACGCAGGCACGGAACAUGGCCCCCACCCCCGUCCGCUCGUUCCGAUCUCUGCGCAUGCGUUGUAGAGUGCACCGAGGCCGUAUCCCUCCGCCAAGCCCCCUUUUGUCAGGGAUAUUUGUGUAAUAAGAUAAUCCCCGCACCCCAAUGAUGUCCCUGGUAGAUUUGGGAAAGAAGCUUUUAGAAGCUGCACGGGCAGGUCAAGAUGAUGAAGUUCGCAUUUUGAUGGCAAAUGGAGCACCUUUUACCACAGAUUGGCUGGGAACAUCACCACUUCAUCUAGCAGCACAAUAUGGGCACUAUUCAACUACAGAAGUGUUACUUCGAGCUGGUGUAAGUCGGGAUGCCAGAACCAAAGUGGACAGAACUCCAUUACAUAUGGCAGCAUCAGAAGGCCAUGCAAACAUAGUAGAAGUCUUACUUAAGCAUGGUGCUGAUGUUAAUGCAAAGGACAUGCUAAAGAUGACAGCUCUUCACUGGGCUACAGAACACAAUCACCAGGAGGUGGUGGAGCUCUUAAUAAAAUAUGGAGCAGAUGUCCACACGCAGAGUAAAUUUUGCAAAACUGCAUUAGAUAUUGCAAUAGACAAUGGGAAUGAAGAUGUAGCGGAAAUAUUACAGAUUGCAAUGCAGAAUCAAAUCAAUACAAAUCCAGAGAGUCCUGACACUGUGACAAUACAUGCAGCCACACCACAGUUUAUCAUUGGACCUGGAGGCGUGGUGAACCUAACAGAUGAGUCGGGAGUAUCUGCUGUACAAUUUGGAAAUUCAUCAACAUCUGUAUUAGCUACAUUAGCAGCUUUAGCAGAAGCGUCUGCUCCACUGUCCAACUCUUCAGAAACACCAGUUGUGGCCACAGAAGAAGUAGUGACAGCAGAAUCUGUGGAUGGUGCAAUUCAGCAAGUUGUCAGUUCUGGAGGUCAGCAAGUUAUUACUAUAGUUACAGAUGGCAUUCAGCUUGGUAACCUCCAUUCAAUUCCAACCAGUGGAAUAGGUCAACCAAUCAUUGUGACCAUGCCAGAUGGACAGCAAGUAUUAACAGUACCAGCAACAGACAUUGCUGAAGAAACUGUGAUCAGUGAAGAACCACCAAUCAAGAGGCAGUGCAUUGAGAUUGUUGAAAAUCGCAUGGAGUCUGCAGAAAUAGAAGAGAGAGAAACUCUACAAAAACAGCUGGAUGAAGCAAAUAGAGAAGCACAAAAGUAUCGCCAGCAACUUCUAAAGAAAGAGCAAGAAGCAGAGGCUUAUCGACAGAAAUUAGAGGCGAUGACCCGUCUCCAGACUAAUAAAGAAGCUGUUUAAAUAUUGAAAUGGACAUAUUGCAAAGUCUGUUACUUUCAGUCAAGAAAACUGCAGUACAAUCUUGAACUGUACACUGUAUAGGUACAGAAAUGGGAUUACACAAUAGCAAAGAUGCUACAGGUUGAUAACUGGACUUAAGCCAUGAGCUAUGAUGAAUUUCUUGUAACAUAAAAGCUGAAUUCAGAAAUUGUGAAAAGUAUUUAAAAUGAAAUACUGUAAAUAGUUGUUUUUUUUACAGUUCCAAAGUGAGUUGAUAAAUCUUUUUGAAGGGAUCCAGAAACACAAGAAGCCAGCAUUUUUGUGAUAUUUUGGAUUUUAGUAUAAAUCUAAUUUCUGAAAAACAGAACAGUUUUAAGGGUGAUGUUGCUGAUUAAGAUUUAAAGUUUAAAAAUGAAUUAUGAGACAAAGUGAAUUAACAGCUAUUCCCACAAAGAACAAUUUAGAUAUCUUUUUGAAUAUAACAUUUCCUGAUGGAAAUCUUUGUACAACUUUAAGUAGUUGUCUUAGAUUUUCUGAAAACUCUUGUUUUAGAAAGUGAAAAUUUUAUAUUUAAUUUCAGAUAUAUCCAAUUAGAUUUACAUGUAUAUGAAGUUAAUAUUUUUUAAACUUUUUCAGUUUGUACAUAUGCUGCAUGUUUUUAUAAUUUCUACACUUAUUUUGCAAAGAUAUUUUUCAGCAAAGAUGAGGGAAAAUUAUGAGAGAAAAUGUUUAACCUAAAUGUCAUUUGAAUUAACUUAGCAGCCAGUUUUAUUGUGAAUGGUAUAUUUCUUGGAGGAAUGUAAUUUGUAAAAAUAAAAAAAAGACAUUAUUUGAAAAUGUUGAGAGUGGGAGCAUUGAAACUUCACUUUUCUGUGUGUCUUAACUUCCAUGUGCAAACAUUUUAAAGUACAAAAAUAUGAAAACUAUCUCCACAGAAGCCCACAUACCAAUUAUUUUAAAAUAUUCUUAAAACUGUUUCCCCAAUAAUUUUCAGAUUAUCUCAAGAGCACAUUUUAUAAACAAGCUUUUGUAUUUAAAUUAUGCCGUUGGACCUGAAAGUUUGAUGUUGUUUGGGGGCUUUUGUUGCCUGGCAUCCUUGUGCUUCACUGUGAUAAAGUGUCUGUUUGUGCAGUGAUUUGUACUUAGCAUUUAUAUAGUGCUUUACAUCUUUAAAGAGUUGUAUAAUCAGUAAAUAAUUAAUCCUUUCUGUGCCCCCUAUGGUAGGAACAUUAUUAUCUCCAUUUUAGUGUAAGUGAGACACAGAGAAGUUAAGUGAAUUGCCCAAGGCCACAUAAGUCAGUGGCAGACCUGGGAAUAGAACUCAGGAGUUCCUGGCUCCUAGUCCCUUCCUUAGGUCAUGCUGCCUUACGACUUUUUGAUGCCACGUUACAUUAAACUUUCAACUGUGGUGUAGAUUCCUUUUUUGUAAAACAUAAAUUGUCUUUUAAUCGUGCUUUGCUUUGUCUUUCCAUGUUUCACUGCUUUUAUGAUAUUGUUUAUAUAAAUGUAAACAAAGUCUAGUUUACCUAUACUGUAUUCAAAGGCAUUGCCCUUAAAACUGUACUCUGGCCUACUUUUUCUAUUUUACAAUUAAAUAUCUUUUCCACAUA
Pelodiscus sinensis (Chinese soft-shelled turtle) is the source of this 3028-nucleotide messenger RNA. It is a transcript of the gene GABPB1, whose product is annotated as GA binding protein transcription factor subunit beta 1. Gene Ontology annotation, cellular component: nucleus. Lineage: Eukaryota; Metazoa; Chordata; Testudines; Trionychidae. Gene Ontology annotation, molecular function: protein binding. The record is from RefSeq and is a predicted model, not a curated record.